This is a messenger RNA of Dioscorea cayenensis subsp. rotundata (Guinea yam), 2446 nucleotides long. RefSeq lists its product as uncharacterized. The transcript is spliced from 12 exons. The record is from RefSeq and is a predicted model, not a curated record. Bases 15 to 1961 code for a protein of 648 amino acids. NCBI's taxonomy places the organism in Eukaryota, Viridiplantae, Streptophyta, Magnoliopsida, Dioscoreales, Dioscoreaceae.
AGAGAGAGCGGAAAAUGGCGGUGCUCUGUUUCGUGCUUGAUCUCCGGAGUUUAUUGCCUCCAAUUCUUCGAGAUUUGAAGGAGGCAUUGGUUCAGCUUGGAAAUCUCUAUGUGGCUUCAUGUGGGAGAGGGGAGAGGGAGAGAUCGAUGAGCGGGAGGCCGAUCCUCCUAGAUCGGAUGGGUUUGUGCUACAUUCGUGGGAGCAAAACCCCAUCGUCUUCCCCUGAGCUGAAGAUAGUGUAUAGACCUGCUGAAAUUUUCAAUCUCCGUGAUUUCCAUCAUGCUGUCAACAGCUUGCCAUUGGACUGCUUUCUUCCUGACUUGGUUGAUUCAAUAGCUAUGGCAAGUGAAAAUCAAGAGUUGACUCUUGCAAGCCUUCUCAGCGAUAAAGCAUUGUACUCAUGGGGCGGUGACUCUGUUUCAAAGAAAGUAAUUGUGGUCGGCUCCAUUGCAUUUAAAAACAAUGAAGCUCUUCAUGAAUCUCUUAUGCAUGCUGCAGAUAGAUGUGUUGCUGUGGAGUUCGUGUUAUUGGAUCAUGAAGAAACAAAUGCACCCCACAUUAUGCUUGAGAAGCUUAAGGAAUUCACUUGUAGCAUUAAUGACCUGGAGAAUUGUGUCCUAAGGAAGUAUCUUCCUGAUGCUUUGAUCUUGGGUGGCCUUGUAAGACGGUGGCUUCAAGAACUAAGGAAUGAUACGGAAGAACCUCUGCAGGCCAUUUUUAGUUUCAAAGAUUACCUUGUGGGUUCUAGAAACCAAAUCAUCUGUAAUCUAUUCUCCUCCACUAAUCAGAUCAUUGAUGGCUUUAAACCUUGUCAGGUUUGCAGGUGCCAUGGUCAUCCUCUCGAUGGUUAUGUCAGUAAUAGGACAAAAAGUUCUUGUUGUCCUGUUACAAGAAAUGAGCUUGGGCCAUCAGAUUUGGUUGAGAAUGCAGUAAGGGUUGGAGAAGAAACUAUCUUAUUUUUGCCCUCCUUUGAUUUCUCUACAAAUCUCCGGCAGAUUUCUGCUCCUAUAAUUUUCAAUGUUGUUGAGCGCACCAGCUUGACCUCCCUAAAUGAAGGUGUGACAGUAGGGACAUCCUUUAUAGUUACUCCAGUUGCUCCUCACGAAAUGGAAGCUGUUUCGGAUGACUGUGCUGAGUCUGAGCUGAACAUUCAAUCUUUUCACGUGCUGUGUGGAGCUCUUUUCCAUCUUGAUCAAGGGUUGGUUUGUUCUUCAACUUGUAAUACGGAGACUAUGAAGGAUGGAACACUUCAAUCCUUCUAUAUUCUUCAGCCUUCAGAUAGAGGACCAAUGCUUUUGAGGAGGCUUGCUGGAUCUGAAGAAGUUUUACCACUACCUGAAUUUAGUCAAUUGAAAGAUGUGGUGAUACCAGAGGAGAUUGCAAACUCUAUCCAAGCAUCAUUAUCAAAGAUUGACCAAAGAGACUAUAAUCCUCUUCAGCAUGAUAGAGGUCUCCAUUCAGGGCUAAACAGGCUUGUAAAGGAAAGCUUGCAAUUUGGAUCUAUCCAUUAUCCCCUUCAAGUUGAGACAAGUCCUAGAGCCGAACACCCUUCUCUUAAUAAAGGGCCCCUUACACGACAGUCCUUGAUUGGCCAAGGUUCUGUUCCAGAGAUACAUCCAAACCAAAAUAAAGAAGAAAAUGCCUCUACAUGUUUUACAGAAGAGUGGGAAGAGCUACUUGUCAUUGAUGAAAUGAAUGAUAACUUUUCUCCUUCCAGCUUAUCCAAACCAAAGGUCCAAAAUUGCACCAUGCAAGUUCAGACAAAACCUUUAGAUGACAAAACUUGGCGAAUUUUGGAGAGACUGGAGGCCCCAAAGCAACAAAAACCAGAUGCAAAUUCACCAUUAAUCUCUGGUAAUUUGAUAAGUGGACCAAUUAAAAAGCCUCUACUCCCGUUAAAAUCAAAGUCAAGCCCACCAUUGAAGCCCAAUUUCCAGAGACCGAAAAGGAAGCAAAGGUAGGGUAUAAGGCGCUUGAUAACGGAGCUAGGUCAUUAGCAGAAUUGUCAACAGGUAUGUUUUUCGUUUUUGUACAUUCACCUGGUUAAUCAUGCUUACUUAUCAAUUACCUGUGCAUGCACACACAUACAGAAACACAUACACAUGCAUAGAUGUUAUCACACAGAGCGUUAUGUAGUGAAAAUCCCUUAUAUUACUGAACUCAAUCAGUGCCACUGGCGUCUAUGCUUACUCUGUUCAAACUGGGAAAAAACUUUAAGUCCUUUCCACACUUGAGAUUCUUGUUAGAUUAAGCGGUUCACAGUUGGUUGCAUGCCUGGUGUUGCAGAAAAGCAAGUACAUGUAAACCCUUAUAAUGUUCUGUGACUGAAUGAAGAUUGUACUGGGCCAUCUUUGGGAGGGCAUUCAUUCGUAUGAAUGACUGUUGCAAGUUGUGUUUGACUUUAGUUGAUUUUAUGUCAAACAAUAAAUAAAUCUGAAUCUUAGCA